CACCUUCAGUAGGGUCAAAUUUCUUGCGCAAAUGAGAGCAAUCCCACGAAAAAGAAGUGCUCUCCAGAUUGUCAAAACCUGUCUGGAUUAUACUACUUCACUUUACACGUAAUUUUUCUAGCCUUAUCAGAAUGACAACGACGGUUAUUCAACAAACUUGACACUUUUUUUUUUUAGGAGAAACGUUUGUAAACGUGUGUUGCUUGCUUGUCUUAUGUGUUUGUAUUUGUUAUAGUGAAGGUAUUCCUAUGUCGAUUUGGAGCAUCGUUCGCUAAUGUCACUUUCCCCUGAUCACUAUAGCUUUGGUCAGUGACGAGUGUUACCAACCUCAAGACUCCAAAAGACCUGCUGGGACCUGAGGAGAUUUUGUUUUUGAUCUAUUUUCCAAAAUGAACCUUAUUGGGAGCUACCAGCAUCAUCAUCUGAUGCACGAGACCUUUCCAUUCGUCCAGAGGUGUCAUCAAGAUAACCCGUACUUCCAAAGCUGGGUGGUGAACCACGGCGAAGUCCCUCCUGAUUUCCAGAUCCAGUCGCCGUACUCCACGGAGUUUGGGGCUCAYGGUCCGUCUCACGACAGCCAGCUGGACGCUCCCUCAGCGCGCACUGGGAAGAGGAGAGCCUCGGGGCCGAAGAAGGAGCGGAGGAGGACCGAGAGCAUCAACACUGCGUUCGCCGAACUGAGAGAAUGUAUACCAAACGUACCGGCAGACACGAAACUGUCUAAAAUUAAAACGUUACGACUAGCAACAAGUUACAUUGCCUACCUAAUGGACGUGCUGGCUAAAGACACUGGAGAGACCGAGGGAUUCAAUGCCGAAAUCAAGAAAUAUGAUAACAGAGAUUUGAAACGGAAACGGGAAACGAACGAGGACCUGCAAGAGUCAUUAGGAAACGAGAAAAAGUUCAAAGGGCGGACAGGUUGGCCUCAGCAAGUCUGGGCUUUGGAAUUGAACCAGUGACUGUUCUGACCUCACUGAGCAGAGCAGCAGCAGAAACCCACGCAGACUCCGUAUUCAAGCACUUCGCUGCAAGGAAUACAACCACUUAAUAUACACAUCUAUAGGCCUUCUACGUGCAAUGUUCAAAUUCAAACACGGUAGACUUUGGUGAAAUGCAAUAUUAUGCAAAUMAUUCAAAAAAAUGCCUGGAUACCUUUUCUUUGUCAUUUGUAUUCUUUGAUAGAAUAUAACUGAAAGUUAGGCUAUAUAGCUUAGAAUAAAUAUGUUUGGUUGUGGAUAGGCCACAAUACUGAACGGAGAGACUGA
Salvelinus sp. IW2-2015 is the source of this 1265-nucleotide messenger RNA. Its product is annotated as heart- and neural crest derivatives-expressed protein 1. Gene Ontology annotation, molecular function: protein dimerization activity; RNA polymerase II transcription regulatory region sequence-specific DNA binding; DNA-binding transcription factor activity, RNA polymerase II-specific. Gene Ontology annotation, biological process: regulation of transcription by RNA polymerase II; heart development. Lineage: Eukaryota; Metazoa; Chordata; Actinopteri; Salmoniformes; Salmonidae. The record is from RefSeq and is a predicted model, not a curated record.